CUCGUCAACAACGAAGCUACCAUGGCCAAGAGAAGAUUGAGCGAAGACGGCGUGGAAGCACGUGCAGAAACUGGCGAUAUCGAAGAAAAUGACUUUACACAAUUUGAAGAAAACGAAAAUGGAAGUAGAGAAGUGGACUCGGAAGAAGAAGAUGAUGAUGACGAAGACGAAGAAGAUGAAGACGAGCAAGUGGUAGAUGCUGCAAAAACUCAUACCGGACGUCCUACGAAAAAGCAAAAGAAACAGCUUUCAGCACAAGAUAUUCAAGUGGCACGAGAAACAGCAGAAUUGUUCAAGUCCAACAUCUUCAAGUUGCAGAUCGACGAGUUGAUCAAAGAAGUUCGUAUUAAGGAUGCCCAUGUAGCCAAGAUAGAAAAAGUUUUGCAUCGCUUGCAUGAUUUGAUAGCCAAAGUGCCCACUGUAGAAAACUUGACAUUGCAACAGGCUGAGCAUCAGUUCAAUUCUAAGAAGGUAGUGAUUCCGUUUCCAGAUCCUAAACCUACGAAACUUAAUUAUACGUUUUCGUAUUUGCCUCCUGAAGAAGUGUCUUUAGUAGGCUCUUUUGGCUUGAAAACUGGCAUCUACCAAUCACAGGGUCUGUCUAUCGAUGUAGCCUUGACAAUGCCCAAGGAAUUGUUCCAGGCUAAGGAUUAUCUUAACUAUAGAGCUCUUUACAAAAGAGCCUUUUAUUUGGCACAUUUGGCCGAGCACUUGGUUCCCUUGACGAAGAAGAACAAUUUGCCUGUAAAGAUCUCAUACCACUACUUAAACGACGAUGUAUUGUGUCCCGUUUUAAGAAUCGAAAGCAUCAAGACCGAGAACCCGGACGAUUUAUCGUUUCACAAGACUAAAUUCACCAUCAAUUUGAUCGUCGCUUUUCCAUUCGGCGUAUUUGACUCCAAGAAGUUGCUUCCCGACAAAAACAGUAUCCGAGUUCAAAGCGAUGCUGACGAAUUGCCUCCUACUCCUUUCUACAACUCCUCUAUAAUCUCGAUGUCUGCUUAUGGAUACUAUUUAAAGUAUUUAUACACCAACAAGAAGUCUACUGAAGCAUUCAAAGACGCUUGUAAAAUGGGCAGAUUAUGGUUACAACAAAGAGGAUUUGGGUCUUCCAUCAAUAAGGGUGGAUUCGGCCAUUUCGAAUUCGCCAUUUUGAUGAGUGCCUUGUUAAGUGGUGGAGGCUUAAGUGGGAAUAAGACGUUGUUGCACGGUUUCUCGUCGUACCAAUUGUUUAAGGGAUUGAUCAAAUACUUGGCAACUAUGGACUUGAACUCCGGUUACCUUUCCUUCUCCAGUUUGAUUGGGGAAAACAUCAGUGCCAAGUACAAGCCAGAAGGAUUUGAUGUACCUACGAUCUACGACAAAAACUCCAAGUUGAAUAUUUUGUGGAAAAUGACCCAGUCUUCAUACAGAGAAUUGCAAUUUCAGGCCAACGAAACAUUGAACUUGUUGAACGACGUUGUCAAAGACAGAUUUGAUGCUAUUUUGCUCCAAAAGUCUGACUUUGACCAAAUGAGAUUUGACAUGGUAUUGAACUUGUCUGUUCCAGACGAGUUAUACGACUCAUUUGGACCCUUGGAAAAGAUUUCCUUCGUCACAUACGAAAGCUAUUUGAAGAACAAGUUGUAUAAGAUACUAAAGAAUGCCCUCGGAGAAAGGGCCACUCUCAUCCACAUCAGAAACGAGAAGUCAAGCAAUAUCUAUCCAAUUCACAAGAGAAAACCAACCAACAUUAACAACAACUACAUUAUUGGCAUUCAGUUGAAUGCUGAUGAAUGUGACAAAUUGGUAACCAAGGGCCCUAACAAUGACGAACAGGAGCUAGGAGCCAAGUUCAGGUCUUUCUGGGGAUCCAGGGCCUCGUUGAGAAGAUUCAAAGACGGCACUAUCCAGCACUGUGUAGUAUGGACUUCUCAAGGCAACGAACCUAUAGUUCUUUCCAUCAUGAAAUAUGCUCUUGAUUUGCAUUUGCACCCAGAUAUCUCUCAACACGUGAUUUCUGAAAGUGCCAGAAUUGCAAACAAGUUGCCUACGCCAUUAUUACCAUCUGCAUCUAACCAGGUGACGACCUCCUUGGCCAGUUUCACCAACCUCAGAAGUGCUUUCGAGAACUUCAAUAAAAUCCUCACUAACUUGGACUUGCCCUUGGGACUCAAGUCGUUGUUGCCCGCUUCUGCUGCUUUACGAUUCUCAUCAUUAUUGCAACCAGUUCCUUUUGCAACUUCUAAUCCAGACUUCUGGAACGAACUAAUCUUGCAAUUUGAAACGUCUACCAGAUGGCCCGACGAAAUCAGUGCCUUGGAAAAGACAAAGACAGCAUUUUUGUUGAAGAUAAGCGAAAUUUUGAACAGCGAAACAACCUACAAGUCGUUUAUCACCAAGGAUAGUACGGUUACCUUCAAUGAAGACAUCACUUUGUUGAAUGUUCUAACUCCAGAAGGUUAUGGUUUCAGGUUAAGAGUCUUGACAGAAAGAGACGAAGUCUUAUAUCUCCGUGCUGUAGCCAAUGCAGACAAACAGAAGGCUUUGGUACAGGAUGUAUACUUGAAGUUCAAUCGUACAUAUUUAGGAGCUGUGAAGCAUACCCGUACAGUUUCUCAAUUGGCCCAUCACUUCCAGUACUACUCUGCAACUGUCAGGUUGUUUAAAUUGUGGUUAGAUUCGCAAUUGUUGUUGUACCAUUUUUCAGACGAGUUGGUAGAAUUGAUAGCGCUCAAACCAUUUGUGGACCCAGCUCCAUACUCGGUACCUCAUUCUGUAGAAAACGGUCUCUUACAAAUCUUGCAUUUCCUCGCAAACUGGAACUGGAAGGAAAACUCAUUGAUCUUGGACUUGGUUAAGAGCAACAUUGCUUCCGAUGAAGAGCCCAAUCUCAAGUUGAGCGAUCGUUUAUCCAUCCAAUCCUAUCGAAUCAUAGAGCAGAACUUCGACAAGAUAAGAAAGAGCGAUCCUUCUGGUAUCAAAUCGCAAUACUUCAUUGGAUCAAAAGAUGACCCAUCAGGAAUCUUGUGGUCUAACGAGUUAACUUUACCGAUUGCAACAAGGUUGACAGCAUUGUCACGUGCUGCUAUUCAAUUGGUCAAGACAGAAGGAUUGUCAGACAAGAACCUCGAUCUACUUUUCACUCCAGCAUUAAAGGAUUACGACUUUGUCAUCAAAGUCAAAUCCGCCAACAUAACUGCAUCUUCAGGUAUUCUUCCUGCUAAUACGUUCAAGAACUUGAUCACUCCCUUGACAUCCUUCCCAGACGAUAUCACUACUCAAUACGACUUGAUCCAAGCAUAUGUCGCUGAAUUGAACGACAAGUUUGGCAAUGUCAUCAUUUUCUCAACCAGAAAGUUCACCGGCUUGAGUGACGACAGCACUAACGUUAUCACAGGAAUCUUCGUUCCUACAGCAUUGUCCAAGAAGAAGUUUGGUGUCAACUUGGGAAUCGAUCUGAAGCCAGUAGAGGAAAGCUCUACCGAAGUUGUUAUUAAUAGAGAAGGGCUUUUCAAUCAAAUCACUUUGCUUGGAGGCGAAUUGGUACAGUCGAUAAAGAUUAGAAAGUAGACAUUUGUGUGGUGCUCUCAAUAAUAGGGUGUAUGCCCUUACCUGUACAAAUAUACAUAGCACGAAAGUGCCG
This is a messenger RNA of Scheffersomyces stipitis CBS 6054, 3625 nucleotides long. RefSeq names its product rRNA-processing protein (gene UTP22). The transcript has a single exon. Gene Ontology annotation, cellular component: CURI complex; small-subunit processome; UTP-C complex. Bases 22 to 3552 code for a protein of 1176 amino acids. NCBI's taxonomy places the organism in Eukaryota, Fungi, Ascomycota, Pichiomycetes, Serinales, Debaryomycetaceae. Gene Ontology annotation, biological process: rRNA processing; tRNA export from nucleus. The record is from RefSeq and is a predicted model, not a curated record.